Molecule: messenger RNA, 784 nt
Organism: Syngnathus typhle (broad-nosed pipefish)
Lineage: Eukaryota; Metazoa; Chordata; Actinopteri; Syngnathiformes; Syngnathidae
Product: lamin-B2-like
Exons: 5
Coding region: 185-784 (199 amino acids)
Source: RefSeq, a predicted model, not a curated record
UCAAGUAAUUCAACAUGUUUCCACAUCGUUCGGCAGCAUUCCCCGAAGAAGUUAUUCAUACAUUUCGCCUUCACACGCAAUUUCUCCAGAAAUUGCAAAAUUCUAGUUACAAAGGAAACUUUGACUUUGAAGAAACCUCUAUGACGUUUCUUUGAUAAGUGCAUGUUGCAUUUGGUGUAAUGGCAUGAUACUGACUGAGUCUUUUCUGGAUCAACAGAAGCAAAUUCGAAAAAUGGCAACCCCAGAAAACACUCCUCAAGAUGCAUACAAUGAGCUGAGGGCCAUUUACAAGACGGAGCUGGCGAAAGCCCGUGCGGCUCUGGUCUUAGAGGCCACAGAGCGUGAACGUCUGCAGGUGGAGUUGUCCAAGCUGAGGAUUGAUUUUGACGAGCUGGAAGCAAGGGACACGAAGAAAGAAUCCGAUCUGGCUAAAGCCCGUGCGGCUCUGGUCUCAGAGGCCACAGAGCGUAAACGUCUGCAGGUGGAGUUUUCCAAGCUGAAGAUUGAUUUUGACGAGCUGGAAGCAAGGGACACGAAGAAAGAAUCCAAUCUGGCGAAAGCCCGUGCGGCUCUGGACUCAGAGGCCACAGAGCGUGAACGUCUGCAGGUGAAGUUGUCCAAGCUGAAGAUUGAUUUUGACGAGCUGGAAGCAAGGGACACGAAGAAAGAAUCCGAUCUGGCGAAAGCCCGUGCGGCUCUGGACUCAGAGGCCACAGAGCGUGAACGUCUGCAGGUCAAGUUGUCCAAGCUGAAGAUUGAUUUUGACGAGCUGGAACGCAUUUGA